AUCCGAAGUGCAGGGUUCCUUGUUCCGCACAUUUAGCUCGCCAGCCAUGCGCCUUAUACCGCAGAGCUUAGGCAGCUCCCACGGGGUCCCAUCCAGGUCCUCCGCCUCUCUCAUCCAACCACCUCCGCGCCCCCCAUCUCUCCUUCACCCUCCUUUACGGCUUCACGUAUCAUACAUACAGCUAUGGGGAAACUCACGACGGUCACGGCACUCACGACGCUGCUGCUGCAGCUAUGCACGGCCAUCCAGCCCGAAUCCCACAGCCCGCCUCCAAACCAGGAGUUCCGCGAGCUGGUCUGGGGCGACAUCAACUUCCUGCACACGACCGACAACCACGGCUGGCACGCGGGCCACCUGCAGGAACCGCAGUACUCGGCGGACCUUGGGGACUACAUCUCGUUCAUCAGCCACAUGCGGCGCAGGGCCGAGGAGAACGGCGUGGAUCUGUACGUCCUGGAUAGUGGUGACCGCGCGGAGGGGAAUGGCCUCUGGGACGCGAGUAAUCCCAAGGGAUACGUCACUAGAAGUCUGGUCAGGAAGUGGGAUGUGGAUAUUCUCACGACGGGAAAUCAUGAGCUCUACAACCGCACGACUGCGCUGCUCGAGCACCUCGAGAUGGUCCCGUACUUUGGCGACCGCUAUCUCUCGUCCAACAUCGAUAUCGAUAUCGACGGCGCCUGGAAACCCUUCGCCAACCGCAGCUUGACCUUCACCACGCCACGCAAAAACCUCACCAUCACCGCGUUCGGCUUCAUCUUCAACUUCACGGGGGCACACCCCAUCGCCCGCGUCAAGCCCGUGUCUUUGGUUCUGAAGGAGCCAUGGUUCCUUAAGGAAAUCAGCAAUCCCGAUGUCGACAUGUUCCUAGUCGUGUCGCAUGUCGAUCUUAACACCGGCGAGAUGCAGGAGAUCCAUGAUGCCAUCCGCGCGGUCAACCCGGAUAAGCAGAUCCAGUUCUUUGGCGGGCACUCGCAUAUCCGGAAUUUCAAGGUGUUCGACGAGAAGUCGAGCGCACUGCAAUCCGGACGGUACUGCGAGACCGCCGGGUUCCUGAGUCUUUCCGGAAAGGGCUUGUGGCGCGGGAAUAAGGAUGCCGAGGUCAGGACGAGUAGGAGAUAUAUCGAUUUCAAUAGAGACGGGUUUAUGCACCAUUCCGGAACGGAUGUGGAGACGUUUGAUACGCUAGAGGGAAUCCGGAUGACCGAGGAUAUCACCGCACACCGACAGGACUUGCUGCUGAAUGAGUUGAUUGGGUGUGCGCCGCAGGACUUUUCGUUAUCACACUCUCCCUACCCUAGCGAGUCCAACUGGUACUCCUACCUCACCACCACGCUCCUGCCCGUGAUGGUCCGGAACCCAAACCGUGCAGAGGUGCCUCACAUGAUCUUCAUCAACGGCGGCAGCCAGCGCUUCGACGUGUUCAAGGGAGCGUUUACAUACGACACGUCAUUCCUUGUGUCCCCCUUCACCAGCCGCUUCCACUUCGCGCGGGACGUGGACUAUUCCGUAGCCGAAAAGCUCCUGCAAUGGUUCAUCAACGACGCCUCGCCGUACUCGACCGCCGCCGCGGCGAUGGGCGAGUCCCCGAUCACGCCCAACACGCCGCUGCACCGCGUCCGCCGCCGCGAGCGCCAGCAGCACGUUCUCGGCAUGGCCUACAACCUGACCAAGGGCUACACGACGUCCGACGCCUGGUCGGCCACCGAUCCCGGCGACGACGUGGUGCACAUCGGCACGCCGCGAUAUCCCGCGCCAAAGGUGCUGCAGUCCAACGCGGAGUUCCCCGCGGAUGGAACCAAGCCGGAGAAGGUCGACGUCGUGUUCUUUGACUUCAUUGCGGGGAGCGUCGCGCAGGCGCUUAAUGAUAUCGAGGGAGGUGAUAGGUGGAAUAGAACUGGGUUUGAGAUGUAUAUGGGAUAUGAGGAUACCCUCACGAAGCUCAUUUUGGAGUUUGUUAAGACCCAGUGGAAGUGCCCCGAGGCGGGCGAGGGCGAGGGGGGGCAGCUAUGAGGUGUGAGGUGGGAGGUGGGGUGUGCAAUGAGGUAUGAAGUAUGCAGUGAUGUGAUGUGGGAUGUAGAGUAGAGUAUAUGUGCGUUAG
Tricharina praecox is the source of this 2098-nucleotide messenger RNA. RefSeq names its product Metallo-dependent phosphatase-like protein. Gene Ontology annotation, biological process: nucleotide catabolic process. The record is from RefSeq and is a predicted model, not a curated record. Gene Ontology annotation, molecular function: hydrolase activity. Bases 184 to 2010 code for a protein of 608 amino acids. Gene Ontology annotation, cellular component: cytosol. Lineage: Eukaryota; Fungi; Ascomycota; Pezizomycetes; Pezizales; Pyronemataceae. The transcript is spliced from 3 exons.